CAUCAAAUAGAAACGUAAGUUUGGUCCGUGGGGAGAGGCAACUGUUAUGGAAGUGGUUGCCUCUUGAAUUUACUUCACUGUGUUUUGACUCACUCUAUGUGGGAUAGCGUAUUUGGGGAUUCACUGCUUGUUAAAUUAGUUUAGGGAUAUAGAGACUGAGCGAAGAGCCCGGCGUGAAAUAGAAAAGCCUCUCUGGAAAGAGCUCGCGCGUUAUUUAUUUUCUCCUGACCGCUUCAUGUUUGUGGACAGCGCGACAAGACGUACGCAGUUUUCGACUUGUGCACGUUAAAACUGAGUUUCUAUGAUAAAGUUUGUUAUAGGCGGGGUAAAUUAAGUUUUAACAAGCUCACACGGUGCUCGUUGGAUUCGUGGAGUUCAACUAUAGCCUAGCCGACGCUCGCUCAAAACAAUCAGUUAUAUCUUCACGUAAAUACAUGGAUUGUAGUAUAUGGCCCCCGUCUGCUUUUGCAAAAUGCAAUGGGACUAACUGAGGCCUUUGGACCGCCAGAAUAUCUUUGCUUCGCUUUCAAGCCUGAUGAACAGGUCUGGCAAGGACAGUCAAAAAUGUGAACCGGUGAUUGAUACUCGACCAGAUUAUUUGUGCACCAGUAGCAAUGGAGCGGAGCAAACGCAACUCCAUUGCUGGGUUCCCCAUGCGGCCAGAUCGGCUGGAGGACCCUGAUUGUGGAGGAGGAGCCGAAACCAGUCCGGCACCGCUGGACAGGGUCUGUCCCUCGUCUUACCGGGCUCUCAUCAGUGCCUUUUCUUGCCUGACCCGACUUGAUGACUUCAUCUGCGAGCGUAUUGGAUCUGGGUUUUUUUCUGAGGUCUACAAGGUGCGCCACAGAGCUUCGGACCAGGUGAUGGCUCUAAAGAUGAACAAGCUGAGCAGUAAUCGUGCCAACAUGCUGCGAGAAGUUCAACUCAUGAACAGGCUCUCUCACCCCAACAUACUCAGAUUUAUGGGAGUGUGUGUGCAGGAAGGUCAACUCCAUGCUCUCACAGAGUAUAUUAAUGGUGGCAACUUGGAGCAGCUGCUGGACAGCAAUAAGUACCUGAGCUGGGCCACGCGGGUCAAACUGGCUUUAGAAAUUGCCAUGGGCCUCAGUUACCUACACUCCAAGGGCAUUUUUCACAGAGAUCUCACCUCCAAGAACUGCCUGAUCAAGUCUGAUGAGAAUGGCUACACUGCGAUUGUUGGAGACUUCGGCCUUGCUGAGAAAAUCCCCAGUCAUGAUUUCGAGGGGGAGAAGCUGUCCGUGGUGGGAUCCCCAUUCUGGAUGGCUCCAGAAGUGUUGAGAGACGAGCCAUAUAAUGAGAAGGCUGAUGUCUUUUCGUAUGGCAUUAUUUUGUGUGAGAUAAUUGCAAGGAUACAGGCUGACCCUGACUACCUACCACGCACUGAAAACUUUGGCUUAGAUUACCAUGCCUUCCAGCACAUGGUUGGAGAUUGUCCUUCAGACUUCCUGCAGCUUGCCUUCAACUGUUGCAAUAUGGAUCCAAAGCUCAGGCCCUCGUUCCCAGAUUUAGUAAAGAGGCUGGAAGAAAUCCAGAAAAAACUGAAAGCUGAUGAAUCCGAGAGGGAGAGGAUGCUACUAACUGCCGGAGAGGUGGAGAAAAAACCCUUGCCUAAAGGUCCAGGUGAAAAGGGUAUAAAGAGGUUAAAUCCUCUUGUUUUUCAGGAUGAUAAGAUUCCACCCAAGUCCCCCCGUCCACGUCGCAACAUAUGGCUUUCUCGUAGCCAAUCUGACAUUUUCUCUCGUAAGCCCGCUCGCAAAGUGAAUGUCCAGGACCCUUACUACAACCCAGGACCCAGGGGCUUCAUACACGGGCAGCCGAAAGUCAACCCUUUCAGUGCCCGAGAGGACUUAAAAGGUGGCAAGAUCAAGUUUUACGACAUGCCCAGCAAAUCGGUCUUCUCGCUCAUGUUUGAUUUGCACUCGCCUCGCGGCAGUCAAAGUUCAUACCAGCCCCAUCCCAACAUCAGCUCGGGAGCCUCCGGAAACAACUGCACCCCGACCUGGCCGGAGACCUGGCAGCUGCCCGGUCGCCUGUGCCGCUCGCUCCCAGUCUCUCCCCAGCUGCCCCACUCGGAUGUCUUCUUCUCACCUCACCCAACGUCCAAGAGCGAGGCCGGACAACCCAGCGGCGAAAGCAAGCAAAAAGCAUUGAGCAGCUGGGCUAAGAAGUACGCUGUUAACGAGAUCCCUCCGUACAAACCGCGAGCAGAAAGGCAGGAGGAGGUGGGAGCGGAGGAGGACUGGUCGUCUCUGGUACCCUCUGAAGGAGGAGAAGCGGAGGCCAUGGACUGCUCCAGCAGCAGAGGAAGCCCUGCGGAUGAUAAGGACACAAUCUUCAGCCAGAUACAGAACGGCAGCCUCGGCGGCUUAUGCGAAGACAUGGAGGCCGAAGACCAGGAUGGCUUGAUGAUCUCCAACAAGAACUCACUCACGCUGAGCAUGUCCGUAGAGCCACAGGAACUCUGUCCGAUAGUCCUAACAGCCUGCAAAGCCACAUCUUCAGGAGAACGCAUCUCCAGAUGUGACAUCUAGAUGGUUAAAAGGGCAUACGCCAGCCACGCUUUCUCGAGUUUGAACUGAUAAGAUGCCACACGAACAGAGAUUAUAUUGGUUAAAUAUUUAAUACGAAUAUAAGUUGUAUAUAUUUUGUCCUUCGGGGGAUGUAAACCCUUGUAACUUAAGCUAAAAGGGCGGCUUGGAUUUAUCGAAAGAGCAGGAAAAGAGGUGUGAAACACUGAUCCGGUCCAUGUGGUAGUAAUUGCUCAUCACACUAUGGAAAAUAUUCAUUGGACGUCACCUCACACAGGGCUAAUAAUGAGACACAAUCUGUGAUUUGUUUUUUUUUUUCUUGACAAUACAUGCUAUUGGUUGCACGUACCACAUAUGCUGUUUUUAUUUUGUACACCAACUGUAUGCGGUUUCUACGCGUUUGAUUGUGUAGAAUUCAUCGAAGAACAAAUGUCUUUGGAGAAAGGUGAUUGAGUCUUUUUGCACUGCAUGGGCUUAGAAAAUCCGCAGCAAACAUUCCACGUCGUCUCGCAUCUUAAUAAGCUCCUGUUUUGAUCCUACGCUAAACUGGGUGUGUGCCACGGUAAUUUCAAAACGAGGAUCAUUUUCGCUCUUUGACCUCUCAGGUCUUCAAAAACUAAAAAGUCCAUGUCUGUAUCUACUUAAAAUCGUAAUUGCACUUGAAAUAAGUUAAAUGGUUUGAACCUUUUUUUUUUUAUUUUAUCUAUUAUUUGUCACUACAUUUCUAUGCAAUAAAUUUAACCAAGGCAUGAUAGUUUUAUAGAGAUGAUUUAUUUUGAUAUUUAUGAGAAGAAAAAGUAAUUUUACUAUGUCUGUGAACUGUUUAAACUGUGUUGUUUAUAUAAACUGAUUUCUGUACAUGUUGAAAAAUGGUCAGUUUAUGCUAGUUUGUUCUUAACUCUUUUCCUGCUUUGUCCUGACUGUUUUUUUUUUCAACACUUUUAGAUUGUAGAUUUGUAACUGAUUCAGAGAUGUAUAUUUGUACCAAAGACAGAUCAGGACUUAUUUUCCCAAUUUAUAUGGCUUUAGUUGUUUAAAUGCAUGUGUGUAUUCCCAAUUGUUUAAAAUAAAUUCAGAAUGUCUUAUUGGUA
Puntigrus tetrazona (Sumatra barb) is the source of this 3640-nucleotide messenger RNA. It is a transcript of the gene tesk2, whose product is annotated as testis associated actin remodelling kinase 2. Gene Ontology annotation, cellular component: cytoplasm; nucleus. The coding region runs from base 615 to 2552 and encodes 645 amino acids. The transcript has 11 exons. Gene Ontology annotation, biological process: protein phosphorylation; actin cytoskeleton organization. The record is from RefSeq and is a predicted model, not a curated record. Gene Ontology annotation, molecular function: ATP binding; protein serine/threonine kinase activity. NCBI's taxonomy places the organism in Eukaryota, Metazoa, Chordata, Actinopteri, Cypriniformes, Cyprinidae.